Messenger RNA from Adineta steineri, 1140 nucleotides. Lineage: Eukaryota; Metazoa; Rotifera; Eurotatoria; Adinetida; Adinetidae. The record is from the annotation of a GenBank genome assembly.
AUGGCUGGAGACGAUGCAAAACAAGGCGGUGGAAAAUCUGGUGGUGGUGGUGACUCAAAAGCAGCUGAUAAAGAUAAUAAAGCUGGUGGUGCAGGUGGUGCAAAAGGUGAUGCUGGUAAAUCUGGUGGAGAUAAAGGUGGUGCAUCAGGCGGUGGUGACAAAGGUGGAGCUAAGGGUGGUGAUGAUAAAGGUGGAGCUAAAGGAGGUGCCUCAGGCGGUGGUGAUAAAGGCGGAGCUAAAGGUGGUGAUGACAAAGCUGGAGCCAAGGGAGGUGCAUCAGGCGGCGGUGAUAAAGGCGGAGCUAAGGGUGGUGAUACUAAAUCAAGUGGUGAUUCUAAAUCAGGUGGUAGUAAAGGUGGAGACAAAGGAGCUGACACUAAAUCGGGUGGUGAUAAGGGUGGAGACAAAGGUGGUGAUAAGGGUGAAGACAAAGGUGGUGAUAAGGGUGGAGACAAAGGCGGUGCCAAAGGUGGUGACAAAGGUGGAGCAUCUGGUGGUGGUGGUGGUGAAUGGGAAGGUGGUGAUGCAGAAAAAGGAGCUAAGCUCUUCAAACAAAAAUGUGCUCAAUGCCAUAGCGCCGAAGAAGGUGGUGGUAAUAAACAAGGCCCUAAUCUACAUAAUGUAUUUGGUCGACACACUGGUUCAGUUAAAGGCUUCAAUUAUAGUGAAGCUAAUAAAAACAAAGAUAUUAAAUGGGGUGGUGAUACACUCUGGACAUAUUUAAAAGAUCCAAAGAAAUAUAUUCCUGGAACAAAAAUGAAUCAAUAUAUAUAUGAUGAACAAAAACAAACAGCAGAAAGAGACAUUGUUGAACUUGAUGAUCGUCUACAACGAUUUGAGAGAACAUUGGAAAUACUUAGACGUGAACAACCGAAAGAUCAUGAUAGAGAAUUAAUUAAACGAGCUUUAGCUAAACAAGCUAGUAAAGAUGCAGUUGAAUAUCAAAAAUUAUUAACAAAAAAAAAUGAAGAAAUUGAGCGAUUAAAUCAUCAACUCAAACAAUUGUCGAAUCUUGCAUCAGCAUUAUGUCAAAUUAACAUUGAAAAAUUAUAUCUCGAACGACGUUUGAUAGCUACGACAACAACGACAUCAUCAAACUCGAUAACAAAUAUAGGCGUAAGUUGUCAAGCAUCCUAUUGA